Capsicum annuum is the source of this 967-nucleotide messenger RNA. RefSeq names its product 17.3 kDa class II heat shock protein. The transcript has a single exon. The coding region runs from base 262 to 738 and encodes 158 amino acids. Gene Ontology annotation, biological process: response to hydrogen peroxide; protein complex oligomerization; response to heat. NCBI's taxonomy places the organism in Eukaryota, Viridiplantae, Streptophyta, Magnoliopsida, Solanales, Solanaceae. The record is from RefSeq and is a predicted model, not a curated record.
GGAUAAGCAAAUUAGAUGACCCGAAUAAUAUCAAACUUUAAAAAGUACAAUUAAAGGAAAAAUCGGCGAAGUUCUAGAUAAACGUAGAAGUAGGACAAGAGAAUUGUAGAAGCUCCUAGAAACUUUCCUCAUUCUUCUUCUAUUUUUCUCGAGAAGUUUCCACAUUUCCGCUAUAUAACCAAAUCUCUUCCUCACACCAGUUCAAUCAAUCAGAAACUAAGCUAGAAUUUGAACGAUUCCAAACAAAAAUCACAGAGGAAAAUGGAUUUCAGGCUGAUGGGUAUGGACAAUACACCAAUUUUCCAUGUUCUCCAGCACAUUAUGGACACUGCAGGUGACGAAUCGGACAAGUCUGUGAAUGCCCCGUCUAGGAACUAUGUUCGUGAUGCUAAAGCCAUGGCUGCCACACCAGCAGACGUGAAAGAGUACCCUAAUUCCUAUGUUUUCGUCGUUGAUAUGCCGGGGCUGAAAUCUGGAGACAUCAAAGUGCAGGUGGAAGAGGAAAAUGUGCUGCUUAUUAGCGGAGAAAGGAAGAGGGAAGAAGAGAAAGAAGGUGCAAAGUAUAUCAGAAUGGAGAGAAGGGUUGGGAAAUUCAUGAGGAAGUUUACUCUGCCAGAGAAUGCUAAUACUGGUGCAAUUUCUGCUGUUUGUCAGGAUGGGGUGUUAACCGUCACUAUUCAGAAGUUGCCGCCUCCUGAACCAAAGAAGUCCAAAACAAUUGAGGUUAAAGUUGCUUGAAAUGUUAAACAUGUUGCUCUGUUUUCUGGAUAUGUUUGAUGGCUAGUGGAAUUAUAUGUUAGUACAAAUAAAAUGGUAGGGAUCUAUCUAGAAGUACUCGUGUCUUGCUCUUUAUGUUUUUUUGUUAUGUUUUUCAAGUUUUUGCAAGUAUUAUGAAAAUGUAAUUUGGGGUAUUGUAUGAGCAUGAUAUUGUUUGGUUGGUGUUUAAUGCAGUGUAAUGCUUCUGGUA